AUGCCGGAAAUGACUGAAGAAUUGCCUGAAAAGAGUGUCAAGCGCAUAGAAGAACCGGCCAUCUCGUUGCCGAAAAUCGCCCAACUUGAAGCCGAUUUGGAAGAAAUGAAAGAGGAUCAAGACAUCAAGUUGAGUCGAGUGACAGCAAAAAUCGCUCAAAUCGAGGCAAAUUUAAUGGGGAAAAUCGCGAAGUUGGAGGCUGAUUUGGUUGACGGAAGGGAGAGAAAUCGAGAAUUGGAAAGGAAAAUCGCCGAGACGAAAAGGAAGAACGACGAUCUCGAGGCACAAUUAAGAACUCAAAAUACGGAAGUGAGGCAAGGAAAGGCCAAGAUUGAAGAGCUCGAAGGGAAAAUCAACGCGUUGCAGAGUAAAAACUUUGAUCUCGAAACCCAAGUGAAGUUGCAGGCAGAUUUAGGAACUCAAAAUACGGAAGGGAGAGACGGGAAAGCCAAGCUUGAAGAGCUCGAAAGGAAAAUCAACGCGUUGCAGAGCAAAAUCUCUGGCUUUGAAACCCAAAUAGAAUUUGAAAGGGAAAACGAAACGGCCGAAAUGGUGAAGUUGCGGUCGGAUUUAAAGCGAACGAUGAAUUUCUUGGAUCCGGAUGGAUGGUCGUAUUUGGAAAAAACCGCUUCUUGGUACAAGGUUAUCGGAGAAGAAAUGACAUUUGAUGAAUCGGUAGCAUAUUGUGCGAAGCAAAAGGGCCAUUUAGUCUCAAUUCACAGUCGGGAAGAGAACAAUUUUGUUUGGAGACUCGCGAAAAGGGCUUUGUCGGGCUGUUUUUUCUCAAUCGGACUGAAGGCAAAUCCGAACAAAGGAAAUGCUUUUGAAUGGACGGAUGGAAGUUCGGUGGAUUUCACGUAUUGGAAGCCGCCUUGGGAGCCGGAUUCGAGAACCCACGCUUUUAUUCGGAUCUACGAUGGGACAUGGCUUGGCUCUUCUCCUACCGAUCGGCAUUCAAUGAGUCGAUCAUCAACAAGCCGAAAAAGAAACGCGAUCAUCGAGAAAUCGAUCGACAAUUUCGGUGAUGAUGGAGAGAAGACUUUCGUCGGCAACGGCGGUUUCGGAGCCGUUUAUCUUCUUAAAAAUCACAAGCCGUACAAUUUU
Messenger RNA from Mesorhabditis belari, 1104 nucleotides. Lineage: Eukaryota; Metazoa; Nematoda; Chromadorea; Rhabditida; Rhabditidae. The record is from the annotation of a GenBank genome assembly.